This is a messenger RNA of Amphibalanus amphitrite, 937 nucleotides long. RefSeq lists its product as uncharacterized. The record is from RefSeq and is a predicted model, not a curated record. The transcript is spliced from 4 exons. Lineage: Eukaryota; Metazoa; Arthropoda; Thecostraca; Balanomorpha; Balanidae. The coding region runs from base 33 to 791 and encodes 252 amino acids.
CUCUGGCCGGCCGUUUCAGCCCACUCGGAGGUAUGGUCGGUGCUGGCAGCUGGUGGCCGGCCGCGCUGCUGGCCGCGCUGCUGGCGCUGGGCCCGGCCCAGCCGGUGCCACAGGCGCCGCCGCCGGCCGCCGGCCCUCCAGCAGCCAACGGCAGCCUCUUCGGCGGAGGCCGGCCCGUCUCGGCGGCCGACCGACUGGACCGGCUCGAGCGAAGGCUCGGCACACUGGAAGAAAGUGUGGUUAAGCUCGCGAAUAGAAUGCGAGUCGUAACGGGCAAUCUUCAAAACAUCCUACAAAUGGUCGCGCCGAUGUUGUCGCCCGUGGUCAACGCGCCGGUGAGGCCGACGGUGCCGGCGGCGGCGGUCAGCACGGCGACGCCGCCGGCGACGUCCGCCUGUCCGUCCGGCUACAGCCGGGUGGGAGCGGCGCGCCCGGGCCGCCGGCUGUGCCUGUCGGGCCUGUCGGCGCAGCCGCUCACCCAGCCGGCGGCCGCGCAGCGGUGCCGCGCCACCGGCGGCCGCCUCCUGCAGCUGGAGACCAACGUCAAGUUCCACCUGGUGAAGGGACUGCUGGCCGACGACCGUCCGCUCUGGGUGGGCGCCGGCUACCGAAAAACCGCCAACGACUUCUACUGGAGCUCUGGCGGUCAGCGUGUGCAGGUGAAGGUUCAAGGAUCAGCCGCCAGAGGCGCUACCUGCGUGGUGCUCAUCAUGUUCCGCACCGCCGGCCACCUGGCGGCUCAGAACUGCCGGCUGCCCAGGUACUUUGUCUGCGAAAAGCUGCUGACCUAAUGCGAACAGGCAUAUAUGGCGGAGCCCGUAACGGGGGAGUGACUGAGGGAGCUUGCUUUGUUCUAUAGCCAAUGAUGCGUUAACUAUUUGGGUCUGUGGUGCUGGCAGUGCUGCCGCGGUAAGCGGCACAAAGGUAGGUAGUACAC